Messenger RNA from Paramecium octaurelia, 435 nucleotides. The record is from the annotation of a GenBank genome assembly. NCBI's taxonomy places the organism in Eukaryota, Ciliophora, Oligohymenophorea, Peniculida, Parameciidae.
UAUGGAUUAGUCUCUUAUAAGGAUGUAUUGUAUUAAGAUAAUAAUAAACAUACUCUUUAGACUUUAUCUAUAAACUACUAUCUUCACAUAUAUUAUCUAUAAUUAUACACAGUUACGAUACGAAUAAUAUGAAUACAAUCAUUUAAUUUAUUGCAUUACUUUUAGGACAUCUACCUUUGAUUUAGGUUCUCUGAUUUUCUUUGGUUCUUGCAAACAAUAUUUGAUCAUAAAAUAUUUUAAUGGAUCAAUCACUAUUAAAUCUAAUAGUAAACUAGGUAGAUAUUCAAUAAACCAUUAUAAAUUAUCACAACUUAGAAAUAUAAUGAGCCAAAUUAUUAUUCCUAUGCUAGAUAUCCAAAAAACUAUUUAAACAUAUUUUAACUUUUGAUGAUGACGAACAAUACCUUUGAUUGCAUGAUAAUCAGUUAUUUUCAA